Molecule: messenger RNA, 201 nt
Organism: Cylicocyclus nassatus
Lineage: Eukaryota; Metazoa; Nematoda; Chromadorea; Rhabditida; Strongylidae
Source: the annotation of a GenBank genome assembly
AUGAAGCUUCCCUUUAAAGUUGUUCUUCCUCCUCUACGAAACGUUCCUCCUAUAUGCAAGUACGAUUCGUCAUCUGCAAAGUUUUCUGAAGAAAUGACGAGACCGCUUGCGAACAAUCUUUUAUUGUGCGAUUGCCAUCGUAUCGAUGUUUUCGUUGGUGUUUCAUGUAAAUUUUUUGGGGGAACUUUGUGUAUGAGUUAA